AUGGCCGACAAGGUUAAGGAGCUCGUUAACAACAUCACCAAGGGCGACAACUCCGACAAGGAGAAGGAGUUCAGCACCCAGCCCAUUGAGCAGAAGGGCCCUGCCGACCCCAAGUUUGCUGCCCACCAGGCACACCCCGGCCCCGCCGUCCCCAAGGACUUCAACGCCCAGGAGGAGGGUACCAAGGAGGAGCGCCGUGCGAAGGCGGAGGAGCUGAACAAAUAG
Colletotrichum karsti is the source of this 225-nucleotide messenger RNA. RefSeq lists its product as uncharacterized. The record is from RefSeq and is a predicted model, not a curated record. The coding region runs from base 1 to 225 and encodes 74 amino acids. Lineage: Eukaryota; Fungi; Ascomycota; Sordariomycetes; Glomerellales; Glomerellaceae. The transcript has 2 exons.